This is a messenger RNA of Panonychus citri (citrus red mite), 657 nucleotides long. RefSeq names its product ragulator complex protein LAMTOR3-like (gene Lamtor3). The transcript has 3 exons. The record is from RefSeq and is a predicted model, not a curated record. Gene Ontology annotation, cellular component: Ragulator complex. Bases 162 to 542 code for a protein of 126 amino acids. NCBI's taxonomy places the organism in Eukaryota, Metazoa, Arthropoda, Arachnida, Trombidiformes, Tetranychidae. Gene Ontology annotation, biological process: positive regulation of TOR signaling; cellular response to amino acid stimulus.
CAAAUCUGAUUUUUGAAUCUUCCAUUUAAUCAACUGAGGUGUUUUUUAAUUCCUUUGCAAAUAAUUAUAAUUCUUUGUUAAUUGUUGUAAUUGUUUUUUUGGUAAUCGAACAGCUAAUUGGCCCCUUUUGAUUGAUCUCUUUUUGGUUUGACAUAAUCACCAUGUCUCUAAGUGAAGAAUUACGUCGAGAUUUAAAUCAUCUAAUCAGUACAACUGAAGGAUUACAAGCUAUCUUGAUCACCGACAGAGAUGGAAUCCCUAUAAUCAAAGCAACCACCGAUAAACCUCCUGAACUCUCAUUGAAGCCCAACUUUUUACUCUCAACGGCAAUAGCAUGUGAACAAGCCUCCAAAUUGGGAUCUGGAAGAUGUAAAACAAUUACCUGUUUAUAUGAUUCAUUUCAAAUCAUCCAUUUCAAUCACCAACCCAUAAUGAUCACCUUGAUUGCCUCCGACGAAGCUAACACAGGUUUCUUACUUUCUCUUGAGAGUCAAUUUGAUCCCAUUUUAAGCCCAUUGAAAAAGAUAGUACAUGUUAAAUAGUAACAAUUUAAGUUACCAAAUUUAACAAAUUGUAAUCUCCUCUCAUUCUACUCACUUAUUAUAUAUGAUAUUUUCAACUUGAAAGAAAAUAAUUAUUUUCCAUUUCCAAAUAGUA